UGGCUGCACGCCGUCCGCGCCGCCCACCACCAUACCAUCCCUUAUGCCAUAACCUCGUUAACUUGAGUGACGUAAAGCAUUCUUAUAACUAACCGUGUAUAGUGAACGACUAUCGGGGACGUGGCAUCGCUACUUUUAAACCAGUGUCCGCGAACCUUUUAAAGAUAACCUUGCUCGCUGCAUUUAUUAUUCAGUGGCUGCGCUAAGCUAUAGUCAGGAUGGCGCCCUUUACAGGUAACCAUGAAGAUCCCCAACGUCAACGAUAACGGCAAUUUGGUUGUAGAUGAUGAUGUAAAAGUUAUAUCUGAGGAUAUUAACAAUACAAGUUGGUUAGACACAAAUAAUAUAGAAUCAAAAUUAAUCAAUAGCUUGGACGAAAAUAUUCAUUUCAACUCAAAUCAUAACAGAUAUUCGGUUGAUAAUAUUGUAGAAAACAGAAUAUUAAAUUCAGAAAUAACAAAUAAAGAAGAAAACCAAUCAGAACCUGUCGUAUGUAACAUACAAUAUAGAUUAAAUAAUAAAAAAACAGAAUAUUCACAUAUUGGUAAUAAUUGUGUCGAAAAAAGCGAGAAGAUAAAUAUAUGUUGGCAGGAAAGUUCCAUUGUCGAUGCUAAUGUGUCAACAAAUACAACACCGGCUGAUGAAGAACGAGCUUUCGAUUUUUCGGACUCUGAUGAAAUGUCUGAAAAGAGUGUUCAUCCCGUGCCUCGUGGAAUCGUAAAUCCAAACUAUCCUGGCUUUCAGCAUUUAGCUCAUACUUUACAGGAUUAUUCGUCAAAUAUUGAGCCCUACUAUCAUUCGGAAAAUGACAUGACGGACGACGAUUUGGAUGCUGAUAUUAUCGAAUCAAAUUACAACAUUACCGAAAAGUUUAAUAACAAACAAAUAAAGGGGGAUAAUAAUAAUAAAGAAAUUAAAUGCGUAGAAAAAGACAAUGCAAACAAUGAACAGGAGAUAAAAAAAUCCAUAUCUACUUCUAGAAACAACAUACCAGACCUUUUAAAAACUGUAUCACAUAAUAAUAACAAUAUCGAUUCAGUAAACUAUGAUUUUAAUUGUUCAGCCACUGAUAUAGAAAACAAUUUUCACACAACGGAUAUCAUAGGUGACUUUAAUAAGGAAGUUGAAGAUGAAAUAAGGCACUUAUUGAACUACAAUAUAAAUAUCGAAGAUGACUUAGAAGAACUGAGAAAGGAUAUAAAAGACACUUUUGUGAAACCAAUAGAGGCUACAAUUAAUAAUAUAAGUGAUGUAGUAAAUCACGUCAUAAAAAAGUUAGUGGAAAACGACGGUCACGAUAAAAAAGACACUGUGACACCAGACCUUGUCAAUGACCAUGAAAUGGAAGACGUUACUAACAUCAAUAAAGAAAAUGAAAGUAAUACAAGGACCGAAAUGAAUAUAAGUAGACCAACAUUUUUAUUAAUUGACAAUAAUGUUGGUAACAAAAUAACUGAUGCAAUUUUAUCUGAUGGAAAAGAUGAAAUUAAUAUUUAUGAGGAGGAAUACGAUACGGAACAGCUGAGUCAUAAUGUCGAAAACACAAUUAAGCAAUUAAGUACAGAGCUAAGAAAAAUUAUACCAAAAUUAAAUGAAAUGCGGGAACGCGAUAAACUAUGGGCCGAAAAUAAAAAAGAAAUUCCUGUUAUUACUGAUGGAAAUUCGAAUAAUAUAUUACCUAGCUCGUCAAAUCGUAAUUGUGAGACAAGCACACGAUCCCGUCAUCCUGAAGAUAAUACAAAGAGGAGCACACAAAAUAAGCUAAUUUCGAAAGUUAAUCAACAUUCAAUCAAGGCUUAUGUUGAAUCAAAAGUUCGACAGAAUUUUACGAAAACAGUACCAAAAUAUCAAAAUGCGUCCGUCCGUAAAAAUAAUCAGAUUGAAUCGGAUUUCGAUAGUUUCGAUGUAUAUAACAUAGAAACAGCGUUGCCUAAGUUAGAUUUGGAUACAAUCGAAAGUCAUCUAAGAGCAGCUAAAGAUGCCGAAAGACGUAAACGCAAUGACAGAGAAGAGAUUAGGAAACGAUUGGCAAUGGGUGUUGACACUGAUGAGUAUUACAGUUUAGGUCAUAUAGAUCGGCCGGGAAAGAAACCCAGCCUACAUUCAAGACUUCAAAAUGGGAAAAAUCUACAAAUAUGCUUUAUGAACGAAACCGCAUCUGACAAUGAAUCUCAAAUGUCAGAUAUUGAGAAAAAUUUCAACUGUAAUAGUAAGAGUUCUUCAAGAUCAAGUUUAUUUAGCAAGAACAAUUUUAAUCAUCCCUACCAAACCAGACCACUCUCAGUAAAUAUUACAAAAAAUGAGAAAAAUACAAAUACUCAAAGUGGUGCAAAGACACGUCCAACAUCUCUAAUGCUUAAAUCUUCCAAGUCUCGAUCAACACAAUCCCUCGGUCACAUUGAAUUCAAGGAGUCAGAUUUUUUUGCAUUACAAGCAACUCUCCAAACUGAAGCUAGAAUAGCGUUGGCUCAGGCUAAAGAAAUGGCUCGUAUACAAAUGGAGCGCGAGCGUCGCACGCGCGCCGUGUCGCCGGUGACGGAGAUGUUGCGGCGCAGCAUGGAGAAGGCGGGCGCGCCGCUCGCGACCGACCGGCGCCGCGUGUCGCGACACCUGCUCACCGACAUGAACAUCGCGCAGUUGCAGGUGAUAGUAAACGAGCUUCACUCCCAGAUCGAGGCUUUGAAUGACUCUCUAGUGAAGUUGCUGAUGGCCCGCGACGAACUUCACAUGGGACAGGACUCCAUGCUUGUGGACAUUGAAGAUCUCACAAGAUACUUAGGCGUUAAGGAGCAGACGAAGAAGACCAAAGGCACUACGAAGUCCGGAGUUAAGAGGCUCACGUCCUUAGUGCACAAAUAACUAAACGAUAUAUUAAUCUUAGCUACAUUUAUUUCUAUUUGUUAAUGUUAAUAUUGGUCUCUAAAUGUAUUGCCUUAAUCAUGUUUAAUCAAAUAUAUUAUAAAGCUAUUGACUCUUA
Nymphalis io (European peacock) is the source of this 2977-nucleotide messenger RNA. RefSeq names its product schwannomin-interacting protein 1 homolog (gene Schip1). The coding region runs from base 241 to 2859 and encodes 872 amino acids. The transcript has 12 exons. NCBI's taxonomy places the organism in Eukaryota, Metazoa, Arthropoda, Insecta, Lepidoptera, Nymphalidae. The record is from RefSeq and is a predicted model, not a curated record. Gene Ontology annotation, cellular component: cell junction; plasma membrane. Gene Ontology annotation, biological process: positive regulation of hippo signaling.